GAAGGGAUUGUCCAGAGAACAAACUCUGAUCAAUCGAACACGUCACUCUGUUCCUAAUUCAGAUAAACUAAGUGCUGGUGUGGAGCCUACACACUCAUGCGAUAGUGUGGCUGAAAGAAUGAAAGCAGAGACAGGACGCAGAAGCCUCCACUAGUGAGUAGUGACUGAGCAUCACCAGUCACCACCAAGCAAAAGCAACGCGCCGGACCGGAGGCUCAGAGAUGGAGCAAGAAGCGGCUGCACAACAGGGGUCCGUGGCCGCGGUGACGCUCCGACGGUUCGAGCUCGCCGACGUCGACGCGAUGAUGGAGUGGGCGUCGGACCACGAGGUCACGGCGUUCAUGACGUGGGACGCCUACACGUCCCGGGAGGCUCUCCUCGCGUUCCUGCGCGAUGCCGUGCUGCCACACCCGUGGUUCCGCGCCGUCUGCCUCGGCGCCGUCGGCGGCGAGGGACACGGACCACCCCGCGCCGUGGGCGCGGUGUCCGUGACGCCCACCGACGACGCGUGCCGCGCCGAGCUGUGCGUCGUGCUGGCGCGCGCGCACUGGGGGAAGGGCGUGGCCACGGCGGCGGUGAAGCGCGCGGUCGCCGCGGCGUUCGGCGAGCUCCGGGGAGUUGAGCGCGUCGAGGCGCUCGUGGACAUCGACAACGCGGCGGCGCGGCGGGUGCUGGAGAAGGCCGGGUUCCAGCGGGAGACCGUGCUGCGGAGCUACUGCGUGGUCAAGGGAAGGCUCCGGGACAUGGUCGUCUACAGCUUCAUCUCUACCGACCCUCUCGUUGACUGAUCAAGAUUCGAACUCAUGGUUCCGCGCAUCACACCGUGCUCCCGCACCCGUGGUUCCGCGCCAUGUGCGUCUCCGGCGCGGUGGUGGGCGCGGUGUCCGUGUCCCCGGUGCCAGAGCGCUGCCGCGGGGAGCCUGGCUACGUGCUGGCCCGCGCGUACUGGGAACCGCGGCUGUGCGGCGCGCGCUGCGGGACGUGUUCGCGGACCUGGAGACGAAGGGGCAGCAGCGCGUGGCGGAGAAGGCCGGGUUCGGCCGCGAGGGCGUGCUGCGCCGGCACUACUGGCACAAGGGACGCGCGAGGGACAUGCAUAAUAGUUUAAGUUUGAUCGAAUUUAUAAUAAAUAAUAUUAACAUUUAUAUCUCUAAAUUAAUCUAUAAUAAAUGUAUUCUAUAACUAAUUUAGUGGUGCUUAUUUUG
Molecule: messenger RNA, 1205 nt
Organism: Sorghum bicolor (sorghum)
Lineage: Eukaryota; Viridiplantae; Streptophyta; Magnoliopsida; Poales; Poaceae
Exons: 1
Coding region: 222-788 (188 amino acids)
Molecular function (GO): acyltransferase activity, transferring groups other than amino-acyl groups
Source: RefSeq, a predicted model, not a curated record